AAUCCACUUCUCCACCCUCGUUACUGCAGGCAGAUGCAUCCCAGGGAUAAGACGCUGAGACAUGGCUGAGAAGAAAAGCAAGAGAGAUUCUAUUGGAAUGAGGAUGGAGAGCUGCCACACAAACAAUGGGUUUGUCCAAAAUGAAGACAUUCUGGAAAAGGACCUGGAUCCAGGCAGCCCGGCAGACUGCCCACAGCACAGCAUCGUGGGCAUGGCUGGCCCUGAGGAGCCUGACUUAACGAAUAUCCAGCCCUAUGCAGGGAUGCCCAAGGAGGUGCUGUUUCAGUUCUCUAGCCAGGCCCGAUACCGGGUGCCCCGAGAGGUCCUCUUCUGGCUCACUGUGGCUUCUAUGCUGGCACUCACUGCAGCCACCAUAGCCAUCAUCGCUAUCUCUCCAAAAUGCCUCGACUGGUGGCAGGCAGGACCCAUGUACCAGAUCUACCCACGAUCUUUCAAGGACAGCAACAAGGACGGCAACGGAGAUCUAAAAGGUAUUCAAGAUAAACUGGACUAUAUCAAAAAUUUAAAUAUAAAAACUGUUUGGAUUACUUCAUUUUAUAAAUCAUCCCUUAAAGAUUUCCGGCAUGGUGUUGAAGAUUUCCGAGAAAUCGACCCCAUUUUUGGAACAAUGAAAGACUUUGAGGACUUGCUUGCAGCCAUACAUGAUAAAGGUUUAAAAUUAAUAAUGGAUUUCAUACCAAACCACACCAGUGAUAAACAUGCUUGGUUUCAACUGAGUCGUAACCGGACGGGGAAAUACACUGAUUAUUAUAUCUGGCAUAACUGUUCCCAUGUGAAUGGCAUAACCACGCCACCCAACAACUGGUUAAGUGUAUAUGGAAAUUCCAGUUGGCACUUUGAUGAAGUACGAAACCAAUGUUAUUUUCACCAGUUUACAAAAGAGCAACCAGAUUUAAAUUUCCGCAAUUCUGAUGUUCAAGAAGAAAUAAAAGAAAUUAUACAGUUCUGGCUUGAAAAGGGUGUCGAUGGCUUCAGUUUUGAGGCCGUUAAAUUCCUUCUAGAAGCAAAACAUCUGAGAGACGAGGCCCAAGUGAAUAAGACCCAAAUCCCGGACACAGUCACACAGUACUCGGAGCUGUACCACGACCUUACCACCACGCAGGUGGGGAUGCACGACAUCGUCCGGAGCUUCCGGCAGACAAUGGACCAACACAGCACGGAGCCUGGGAGAUACAGGUUCAUGGGGACCGAAGCCUAUGGGGACAGCAUUGACAACACCAUGAUAUACUACGGGUUGUCUUUCAUCCAAGAAGCAGACUUUCCCUUCAACGAUUACCUCACUAGGCUUGACAGUCCCUCGGGGAACAGUGUGUUUGAGACCAUCACAUCCUGGAUGGAGCACAUGCCGGAAGGGAAGUGGCCCAACUGGAUGACCGGUGGCCCAGACAGAGCCCGGCUGAUUUCUCGUCUGGGGAAAGAGUACGUCAACGCCAUGAACAUGCUGGUUUUGACCCUUCCCGGAACCCCCAUCACUUACUACGGAGAAGAAAUAGGAAUGGGGGAUAUUUUAGCAACAAAUCUCAACGAAAGCUAUGAUGUUACCACUCUUCUCUCCAAGUCGCCAAUGCAGUGGGACAAUAGCUCCAAUGCUGGCUUCUCUGAAGGCAGCCACAGCUGGCUGCCCACCGGCUCCGACUACGGCACCGUGAAUGUUGAUGUCCAACAGACUCAGCCCGGAUCAGCACUGACGUUCUAUCAAGAGUUAAGUCUCCUUCGUGCCAAUGAGCUGCUCCUCAGCAGGGGCUGGUUCUGCUACCUGAGCACCGACAGCCACUUCGUCGUGUACACCAGAGAGAUGGACGGCAUCGACAGGGUCUUUCUCGUGGUUCUGAAUUUUGGAGAAUCAUCCCAGCUAAACCUGAAGGACAUGAUUUCAAAUAUUCCCUCGAAAGUGAGCAUAAGGUUAAGUACCAAUUCCACCAACACAGGAAGGGAAGUCGAUACCAGUGCUGUCACGGCGGACAAGGGAGAAGGCCUCAUCCUUGAAUAUAGCGCAACGGGCCUCCUCCACCACCAGCCGGGCAGCAGAGACAGAUGCUUCGUCUCCAGCCGGGCGUGCUACUCCAGUGCGCUCAACAUCCUGUACCGCUCGUGUUAG
This is a messenger RNA of Artibeus jamaicensis (Jamaican fruit-eating bat), 2119 nucleotides long. It is a transcript of the gene SLC3A1, whose product is annotated as solute carrier family 3 member 1. Gene Ontology annotation, biological process: amino acid transport; carbohydrate metabolic process. The transcript is spliced from 10 exons. Lineage: Eukaryota; Metazoa; Chordata; Mammalia; Chiroptera; Phyllostomidae. Bases 62 to 2119 code for a protein of 685 amino acids. The record is from RefSeq and is a predicted model, not a curated record.